Molecule: messenger RNA, 1497 nt
Organism: Plodia interpunctella (Indianmeal moth)
Lineage: Eukaryota; Metazoa; Arthropoda; Insecta; Lepidoptera; Pyralidae
Product: cylicin-2-like
Exons: 2
Coding region: 128-1336 (402 amino acids)
Source: RefSeq, a predicted model, not a curated record
UGUCCGUAGUAAAAUUAAUAAAAAUAUAUAUUUAUUUUAUUACAAGUACAGUCGUAAAAUGAUAUGAAAAACCAUUAUUUGUAUCGGUUUUGAAUAACAUUGCAAUUCUUUAAAAAAUCCGGAAAACAUGGAUUGGUUACAUAAACAUCAAUAUUUGUUUUUAGGAGUCAUGCUCAGUAUAAAAAGUGUAAUGAGUUCCCCAACACGUAUCAGAAACUAUGACGUUGAUGAAUUUUGUGAUAAAUUACUUUCAUCUGACAAAUUCGAAAAAUUAAUAGAAAAAGUUGCAGACAAAGCAGUAGAAAGAAUUUCUGAAAUAAGAAAUGAUCAGCACUAUGAUUCUUCAGAAAGAGUUAAAAAAUCGCAUAGGGCUGUUAAAACAACACACACUAGAUAUAACGAAAAAGAUAAAGAAAUAGAAUCGAGUAAAGUAAAUAAGAUGACAAAUUUAGGCAGUUACUCCAUAGCUCCCUUAAGUGAUUUAAGUUUACAGUUUAAGAAAUUCACCAAAAAGGUAACCAUGCCAACAACAGAUAAGCCAAAAGAAGCCAGUGAAACUUUACCCAAGUCAAAAGAAUCAAGGGAAAUGACAAACACUAAAGACUUAAAAGAUAUAAGCAUAGGGUCAGAUAAGGAGUCAAAAGAAGGAAAGGAUAAAAGACAAUACUCUGAAGAAGAGGACUACCACCAUGCUGAACGAACAGACAAUAAGACUAACAAGAAAAAGAUUACCUUCAAAGAAAUCGAAAAACACACAACUGAAAAUGAAAAGAAGGAAAUAUAUAAAGAAGAAAUAAGUUCAGGUGAGUUCAAAUCUGACAGUGAUGAAAGCAUUGAAGCGACAACAAAACAGCUAGAAAAAAAUGAGCUGAAACGGGUGUCUAUCGUACAUGUUAAUUCUACUACCAAAGAUGAUGAAUUUCACAAGGAGCAUGAUAAGUUGAGUAAAGAAAAAAAAUAUAGUAAAGAAAAUGUUGUUUCCAAAUCGACUGAAAAGGGAACGGUGAAAGAAUCAAAAAAAGAGGAACCUAAAGUAAAAAAUGAACAAAAAGAAAAACAUUCAGAAGAACAUUCACAUGAAGUGACAGAGAAGCAUCCGGAUGAAGAAAAUAACGAUACUAAAAAGGACUCGACACACAUUUCCGAGGAGGAAUUACAAAAACCACAAAAACGGUCACGAGACGAUUAUAGAGAAGAAAGAUAUUCAGAUAAGCAUAAACCGAUUCUCAGAAGUGAAAAUGGUAGGGUUUACACGUACCAGAUUUCUUCAGAGUACGACGACUACCACGAGCAACUUCUUCAAAGCAAAAACUCAAAAAGAAAGUCGGCAUGGUAGCAAAAAUAGCAAUGAUUAUAUCUACCAGGUAGAGAUAGAAUAACAAGUUCUUAUUUUGUUAAUGCAGAUUUCGUAUCAAACCCUACUCUGUUUGUCGAAGUUCGGCGAGCAUGUUACUUAUUCAAAUUAAAUAGCGACAAAUUAUUCAUAAAUUUCUCAGA